This is a messenger RNA of Eptesicus fuscus (big brown bat), 407 nucleotides long. RefSeq names its product gamma-aminobutyric acid receptor-associated protein-like 1. Bases 54 to 407 code for a protein of 117 amino acids. The transcript has a single exon. Gene Ontology annotation, biological process: autophagy of mitochondrion; macroautophagy; cellular response to nitrogen starvation. Gene Ontology annotation, molecular function: ubiquitin protein ligase binding; GABA receptor binding. Gene Ontology annotation, cellular component: cytosol; autophagosome; autophagosome membrane. The record is from RefSeq and is a predicted model, not a curated record. Lineage: Eukaryota; Metazoa; Chordata; Mammalia; Chiroptera; Vespertilionidae.
CAGCCCUGGAGGCAGGCCCCCGUCCGGGCAUCUUAGAAACCCUGCGGUUCAUCAUGAAGUUCCAGUAUAAGGAGGACCAUCCCUUUGGGUAUCGGAAAAAGGAAGGAGAAAAGAUCCGGAAGAAAUAUCCGGACAGGGUCCCUGUGAUCGUGGAGGAGGCACCUAAGGCCAGGGUGCCUGGUCUGGACAAGAGGAAGUCCCUAGUGCCCUCUGACCUCGCUGUUGGCCAGUUCAACUUCUUAAUCCGGAAGAGGAUCCAUCUGAGACCUGAGGACGCCUUAUUCCUCUUUGUCAACAACACUAUCCCUCCCACUUGCGCCACCAUGGGCCAGCUGUAUGAGGACAACCAGGAGGGGGACUGCUUUCUGUAUGUGGCCCACAGCGAUGAGAGUGUGAAUGGGGAGUGA